This is a messenger RNA of Anolis carolinensis (green anole), 3382 nucleotides long. RefSeq names its product phospholipid phosphatase related 3 (gene plppr3). The record is from RefSeq and is a predicted model, not a curated record. Gene Ontology annotation, molecular function: phosphatidate phosphatase activity. NCBI's taxonomy places the organism in Eukaryota, Metazoa, Chordata, Lepidosauria, Squamata, Anolidae. Gene Ontology annotation, biological process: signal transduction; phospholipid metabolic process; phospholipid dephosphorylation. The transcript has 8 exons. The coding region runs from base 399 to 2546 and encodes 715 amino acids. Gene Ontology annotation, cellular component: plasma membrane.
CCAGCUGCCAAUCUCUGCAUCUUGUGGUGGAGGAGGAUGAGGAUGGGGAUGAGGAUGAGGAGGAUGCCGUGAGCCUUCCUUCUCUAUGGAAACGGGAUAAUGCCCCACACAAAGGCCCGUCUCCCCUCCUCUUCCUCCCCUUCUUUGUGCCGCAGCUGGGAAAAGAGAGCGGAGACUCCCCUUCCAAAGCCAUUUUGAGCAGAGCAAAGAGACAAAGCCCGGCUGGGUCUGAACCCACCAGGAUGGAGAGCGCAAAGAGGGGCUGAGCCGGGGAGGAGCCCCCUUGGCUUUGCCUCAAGAGCCACGGCCAUCGCCCCCCACCCAUUUCUCCGGCCACAAAGGACAGCGACAGGCAGGCAGAUGCGGGACAGCGCUUGAGGCCUCGCUGCCGCAAAACCAUGAUCUCUGCCAAGGAGAAGCCCAAGCCGCCCAAAGACAGCAUGACGCUCUUGCCUUGCUUCUACUUUGUGGAGCUGCCCAUCGUGGCCUCCUCCAUUGUGACGCUCUACUUCCUGGAGCUGACGGACCUCUUCAAGCCGGCCAAGGUGGGCUUCCAGUGCUACGACCGGGCGCUCUCCAUGCCCUACGUGGAGACCAACGAGGAGAUGAUCCCGCUCUUGAUGCUCCUCAGCUUGGCCUUCGCCGCGCCGGCCGCUUCGAUUAUGGUCGGCGAGGGCAUCGUGUAUUGCUUGCAGUCCAAGACGAAAGGCCGGGGCGGCUCCGAAGGCAGCAUCAACGCCGGCGGGUGCAACUUCAACUCCUUCCUCCGCAGGACGGUCAGGUUUGUGGGUGUCCACGUCUUCGGCCUUUGUGCCACGGCCCUCGUGACGGACGUGAUCCAGCUGGCCACCGGCUACCACGCCCCCUUUUUUCUGACCGUUUGUAAGCCCAACUACACGCUUCUGGGGAUCUCCUGUGACUCCAACCCAUACAUUACACAGGACAUCUGUGCGGGUCAAGACCUGCACGCCAUCCUUUCGGCCAGGAAGACCUUCCCUUCCCAACACGCCACGCUGUCCGCUUUUGCCGCCGUCUAUGUUUCGAUGUACUUCAACUCCAUCAUCUCCGACACCACCAAGCUCCUCAAGCCCAUCCUGGUCUUCGCUUUCGCCAUUGCCGCCGGUGUUUGUGGCCUCACGCAGAUCACCCAGUACCGCAGCCACCCCAUCGACGUCUACGUGGGUUUCCUCAUCGGCUCGGGCAUUGCCGCUUACUUGGCGUACCAUGCAGUGGGCAACUUCCAAGCCCCGGCGGAGAAGACGCCAUCCAACCCGCCAACCAAAGACGCCCUACGAGCCUUGACCCAACGUGGCCACGACUCGGUCUACCACCAGAACAAGUCGGUGAGCACAGACGAGCUGAACCCGCACCCGGCCCGCCUGGACGGGAUAAACCGCCAGGUCCAGCGCGAGAAGAACUCCCUGGGCAGCCUCAAGCGGGCCAGCGUGGACGUCGACCUCUUGGCACCCCGCAGCCCCAUGGGCAAGGAGAACAUGGUCACCUUCAGCAACACCUUGCCCCGGGUCAACACGCCCUCCAUGGACGACCCGGCCCGGCGCCACAUGACCAUCCACGUGCCUGUGGACGCCUCCCGCUCUAAACAACUGAUCACCGAGUGGAAGCAGAAGUCGGUGGAAGGCCGCGGGAUGACGCUAGCCGAGGAGGUGGCUCGGCGGGUCGGCUCCGAUUCCUUAGUGGGAGAAGAAGAGGAGCACGUCCCGGCGUCCUUGUACCCGACGGUCCAAGCCCGGACGGCUGAGCGGGCCUCCUUGGGGCCCCGUGUCCUCAUCCAGCCUCGCCCCGGAGCCACCCAGCUGGUCCACAUCCCCGAAGAGAGCCAAGGCAACAACGGGGCCAACAUCUCCCCCAAGAGCAGCUCCGCCGUACGGGCCAAGUGGAUGAUGAUGGCCGAGAAAGGCUCAGCGGCACAACGCGUGGCCAACCCGCCGCGGCUGAUGCAGGUCAUCGCCAUGUCCAAGCCGCCGGGGAUGGUGUCGGUGACACCGAAGCACUCGGAGACCACGUCCUCCUCCUCCACCAGCUCCGACUCGUCCCAAUACCGCUCCCCGUCCGAGCGGGACAGCUCCAGCGUCGUCACCAUCGACGCCCACGCGCCGCACCACCCCAUCGUCCACCUCUCGUCCGGGAACGGGCCCUGGGAGUGGAAGGCCGCCCAGAAACAACCCUCCGACGGCGGGCAAGACGUGUACGAGAUCAGCGAGGCGGGAAAAGACUAUCGCGGCUUCCGGGCGGGCAAGAGCGGCAGCGGCGGCGGCGUGUCGCCCGGCUCGUCCGUCAGCGACAUGGAACAGGACAUAGAGUCCCGAUACGGGAGCGUGGCCACCAUCAACGUGGCCGCCGGGGUGGGAGCGGCCUUGGGGACGGCGGAGGCCAUGGCCCUGGAGACCGCGCUGGCGGUGGCCAGCCGGGAAUCGACGCUGCGGCGGAAGCCGUGCGGCCUGUCCGUCGGCGAGAAGGACGGCCCCGCCGAGGAGGCCGAGAACUUCUACAAGAAGAUGCAAGCCAACCGGCGGUUUAAGGACUAGCGCGCCGGAUUCGGGUGCCGAACUCGAGAGAAAUGUAUUUAGGAUAGCGCUUCGUUUCGUGGUGGUCGCGUACUGACCGUAAAUUGUACAGAUCCAGCGGUGGUCGUUUCAGCUGAACGUCGAUUGGAUAUUUUCGGGAAAAAAAUCCUGCCGAUCAACAACUUGGGAUUCGGGUGCCGAACUCGGGGGAUAGCGCUUUGUUUCGUGGUGGUCGCGCACUGACCGUAAAUUGUACAGAUCCAGCGGUGGUCAUUUCGGCUGAACGUCGAUUGAAUAUUUUCGAAAAAAAAUCCUGCCGAUCAACAACUUCGGAUUCGGGUGCUGAACUCGGGACGGAGAUGUGUACGAUCCCUCCACGAGAGAGAAAUGUAUUUAGGAUAGCGGUUCGUUUCGUGGUGGUCGCGCAUUGACCAUGAAUUGUACAGAUCCAGCGGUGGUCGUUUUGGCUGAACGUCGAUUGGAUAUUUUCGGAAAAAAAUCCUGCUGAUCAACAACUUCGGAUUCGGGUGCCGAACUCGGGACGGAGACGUGUACGAUCCCUCCACGAGAGAGAAAUGUAUUUAGGAUAGCGGUUUGUUUCGUGGUGGUCGUGCAUUGACCGUGAAUUGUACAGAUCCAGCAGUGAUCAUUUCGGCUGAACGUCUAUGGGAUAUUUCCGAAAAAAAAUCCUGCCGAUCAACAACGUAUUGGCAACUACCGAUUGUAAAACUAUCGAUUGUAAAACUCGAGGCAGAUGAUAGAAGGAAUCCUCUGUGUUCCCGGAAUGUACUUUGCAACGCAAAGUUUUGUCGGCAAAAUGAGGGAACGUGUAAAUAGAAAACGGAUGCAGAAACGCA